Molecule: messenger RNA, 2808 nt
Organism: Anarrhichthys ocellatus (wolf-eel)
Lineage: Eukaryota; Metazoa; Chordata; Actinopteri; Perciformes; Anarhichadidae
Gene: map9
Product: microtubule-associated protein 9
Exons: 13
Coding region: 591-2474 (627 amino acids)
Biological process (GO): mitotic spindle assembly; regulation of mitotic cytokinesis; mitotic cytokinesis
Cellular component (GO): astral microtubule
Molecular function (GO): microtubule binding
Source: RefSeq, a predicted model, not a curated record
AGUACAUUGCCACAUGCUUGAUACAGAAGAAGUUGGUUGCAAUUUGCGCCGUCACCGCUAGAUGCCACCAAAUCGUACACACCACCUUAAAGUAGAAAACUAUAAAACUUCUGUGUAACCCAGUGGCCUAUUGCUGUAUGACUGAUUUUUACGCCUCUGUUCAUACUUUGGCAGAUACUUUAUAGACGCCUGUCUUCACAUCAGUAUUAUCGAUUAACUGCUCCCAAAUCAGGUUGAAUCGUGUGUGUGUGCUUGUGUGCUGUUACAAUUGAGUUUGUAAUCCUCUGAGCAUGCGCAGUGGUGAGACUGUUUUCCACGUUUCCCAGGGUAACCAUCAACAAGUCAGUUAGCCCACUGUCGCGAGCUAUGUCCUUUAGGUAGUACCAUUUACGAAUAGGUCUAUAGUAUGUAUUUAAUCAGACAAACUUAGCAUAAUGGUAAUUUAGCAAUACUAGUACAUACUAAGCACACGAAGCCUAUAGCAAGCUAACAUUACUUGUCACAGUGAAAUUAGCGAACACUAGUUUAGCUAGCAUGCUAACGUGAGUGGACGCGUUCAGAGGACAGAGUGCAGCGUUGUAGUUCUCAGAAUGACUAAUCAGCAGUUCAGGACACUGGCUUACACGAAGAGCCCGAAAACAUCGAGGAGAACAACGUUUCAGGACGAACUUCAGGCUGCUGUCUCCGCCAGAGCAAGCAAGGCAGAAACAGAUCGAAACUCGUACUCCGAUGACUUCAGUGACGAUGAAGACGAUUUUCUGAACGAGCUCCUCAAAUCGAGUAAAAAGAGGGCCGGCGCCAUCAAGGCGGCGAAGAGUCAACCCAAACUCAACGACUUUGACAUUUCAGACGACGAGGGCAAACGCGGCAGGACGAAGAGAGUUUCAUUUCUGAAAACCCAGAGAGUCGUCUCUCCCCCGGACGGCGCGGCGGUGCCAGAGUCACGCGAAAACGAGCCGCCGGACUCUUCCACCGGUCCACACAGCAAUCACUGCGACUCCACGAACAUCGGUGACGACAACGUGCCAUUUGAAAGCAGUGAUGCAGUGUCCGCCGAUCCCCAAAUCACGAGAAGGAGCUCAAGUAAAUCUCUGUUGUACCAAACGUCAGAUGACUCUCUCCUGGACAUGCCGUUGCCCUUACCAUCUGACAACAGUGGGGCCGAAACUCCGGGUCCCGAGAAGAAGAGGACCUCUGCUCUGGAGGACGGCUCCCACACUCCGUUAUCAGCAACUGACCUCACACGCGUGUCCUCAGCAGAUACCAAGAGGGAGCCACCCAGGCCCAAACCGAGGCAAAGGACUCUCGGGUUGAGCCUUCACACUGCGGAGAAGACGGCUGAAGACGCUGGAUCUCCGGAUCUCAGCAGGCCCCAGACGUCCUCUGCAUCUAUCCCCCUCUCCCCCGACACGUCCAGCAGCACCGCUUGGAAGGAAGGAAGUCGAGCAGUUUCCUGCGGCCUCAGCAAAUCCUCUUCGAGUAAGAGUGAGCAGUCACAGCUCUUCACCAAGACCACAGUGGAUUCCGGAUCCAGAGAUGGCUUCAUUUCCGAUGACAGCAAAGAGAGAAAGUACUCCACGUCGUUUGAAGAGUUUAAUGCAGACUCUGGAGAACACUCGCAGCAGCUCUCUCGUGUCCACCACAAAUCCUUUGACACCAGGACAUGGAGCUCUCCCUCUGAGGCCGCUCAGAGGUCGCACAGUGUGUGCGCCGGGAAAGUGGAAUCAAGGUAUCUGGGAACUCUCAAACUUCUGGAUCGUAAAGUCUCGCUGCAAGACUCUCAGCUUCCAGCGGCAGAUUCACUCAGAGCCGCCAUUUACCAGCAAUGGCUUCGAAAGAAAAAGGAAAAGUCAAGAGAGAAUAUGCAAAUACAGAAGAAGGAGGAAAUCCUGAAAGAGAAGAAGAAAAGAGAAGAAGAGGCUAAAAAGGAAGAUGCUGUUGCAUCAUACGAGGCUUGGAAAGAAACGAAGGCGGAGAGUCUCAAAGCAAAAGCCAAAGAAAAGCAGGACGCGAUCAGAAAGGUGCAAAGAGCGGUUGAAGAGAAAGAAGAAAAGACGCAAUCUGCUCAACAGGUGUUUGAGAAAUGGAAAAGUGAGCAUGAUCAUCUCCUCAAAGAAAAGUCCAGAAGACAAAGAGAAGCUGAAAAUAAACUUCGGUUCAGAAAACAAGAGAAGGAGAAAGAAAGAAAGAGAGACAGCAAAUCUGCCGUUUCUGACUGGCGUGAAAAGAAGACAGUUGUUUUCCAUGAAAAAGUCUCGACAGUGCGCGAGGAAACCCAAAAUAAAGCUGAGGAGGAGCGCUACGUGAAAGAGGAGAGAGAUCAAAUGGCUUUGGAGAUGUAUGAAAACUGGCUGGUACGGAAGGAUCUGGAACAGAAGAGACAAAGAGAAGAAAGGCGGAUACAAGCGAUACUCCAAGGCGGUCCACCUCCUCCGUGGAGCCCACCAAAUAAAACCAUACCCUUUGGGAAAUAACUUGAAAUGCAACAUAAGAUAUCUGCGGGUUCUGUGUUACAUUUGAAGUUUGUACUGUAUGUUGUGUUUUAAACAUAGUUGAUGGCAGCUGCUGAUUUUUAUAUACAUAUUUUGUACAUUUUAGAGGUUUUUUUAUUAGCCAGCAGCUCUAGUGCAAGUUUAUUUUUUAAAAUGUUUGUCGGUGAAAUGUUGCAGUAUGUUGGAAAAUGUUCCUGUGACAUGUCGGUAUCAAAGAACCCUUUUUAUAAAUGUUAUGGUCUGGUACCAUGUUAGACAUCUGAAUGUAAAGCGGCAAUAAGAAAACAAUAUUGAUAUAAAAAGCUAAUAGAAUUGG